Messenger RNA from Hyaloperonospora brassicae, 981 nucleotides. The record is from the annotation of a GenBank genome assembly. Lineage: Eukaryota; Oomycota; Peronosporomycetes; Peronosporales; Peronosporaceae.
AUGACUCCCGAGCCGCAGCCGAAGGACGAGGAGGGAGCGGCUGCAGCUGCAGUGGCUCAGGAGGAGCGACAGGAGGAGCGAGUGCACGACAGAGAACCGGACGAGUGUGAGGUGCAGAAGCAGACGGGCGGUGUCGAGACAGGAGAGACGCAGCCGUUACAAGAGGAAGCAGAUCGAGGGGACUACGACCAGAGCACGGGCCUAAGGCCCUCAGGGGAAGUGCAGAAGGCCAAAGACGCGGACAGAUCGGCUGCUACGGCUCAGGACACGCACGCGCCAAUGGAGAACGGGGCAGCGUCAGCGGCCGAGACGGCGCCGGCUCUAGCGACGUCCACGUCGAGCACAGGAGCGAAGCGCAAGCGCAACGCGCCCGAGACGAGCGAUGCCGUCCGCCGGUCGUCACAUACCGAGCGGAAACAGGCAAAGCCGACGCGGUCGCUCAUGCAGACCGAGACGACUGGAAAGCACCCGACGAAAGCUGCCAAGACAGCGACGGAGUUUGCCUUUGCCCGGCCGACAGCAUCGUCUGCUCGACGCACAGCAGCUGUCGCAGAGAACCAGGCACACGUGAAAGCGGCACCACCGCUGCGCAAGAUGCUGCACUCGAAGAAGCGCCUGCCGACGGCAGCUGAACGGCUGUCGACGCCGGUGGCGACAUUGACGGGCGUGGAGAAAGCGUCGCGAGCUCACUGCGGCUACACGCCGUACACUGGCCCAUUACCGCCGUUGACAGUAGAAUCGAGCUUUGCCCCGAAGAACGGGCAGGGGGUGGAUCGUGGAGUGAGGUCGGCAUUGCCUGCGCCGCCGAAAGUGGCGGCAAGUGCUCGAAAGCCUCGACCUGCAUCAGCAAAGAAGACUCGGCUCACUGGUACGAAAAAUUGUGGUGUGCAUGCAGAUGGAGUGGCAGCUACUAACGCAGCUUCGAGCAGCCGGACUUCCGUCCACGCAAGCAAGACAGGAUCAUCGUCCGUGAACAAGUGA